AUGGCCAAAACAGGCCACCAAGUGUUCAUUAGUUUCAGAGGAGCAGACGUGCGAAAAAACUUCCUAAGCUUCCUUACAGACGGGCUAAAAAGGGCGUGCGUAAAUUACUAUGUCGACACUAAAGAGACGAAAGGUGAAGUUCUUGACAUCCUUCUUCAAAGGAUCCAAGAGUCGCGGCUCGUGCUGAUCAUCUUGUCCGAAAACUACAUGCAGUCGAAUUGGUGCAUCAAAGAGCUGCGCACGACGACUAAGGAUAUAACAGAGUCAAGAAGGAAGGUCAUCCCGAUCUUCUAUAAUGUCCAAGUCGCAGAUGUGAAGGACAAAUGGAAAGUUGGCGAACAAGCAGAAGGAGUAGAAGGAGAAGAGACAGUGGAAGAGAGGGAGAAAAACGUGAAGGAAGCUUUGAUGAUUCUUACGAGGCAUAUGGGUAUGAGAUCUGAUGAGUACGGUACUGACUGUGAAUUCAUAGAACAUAUCGUCAAGGAAGUAAAGAAAGUGUUAACCAGUAUCGAACAAGAGGAGAAGGUGAAGGCUUCCGUCAAUACUACGGUGAGAUCUGAAGGUGAGAAGCAGGAGGUGUCUUCGCUAACGGGGACAAACUUGCAGGAGAAGGAGAAGAGCUUGAGACAAAGGAAAAUGUUAAGUUAUUUGGGAUCACGCAACGUCUACAAAAGCUACAAGAGAAGUUAG
Messenger RNA from Brassica oleracea var. oleracea, 690 nucleotides. Its product is annotated as disease resistance protein RPS4-like. The coding region runs from base 1 to 690 and encodes 229 amino acids. NCBI's taxonomy places the organism in Eukaryota, Viridiplantae, Streptophyta, Magnoliopsida, Brassicales, Brassicaceae. The transcript is spliced from 2 exons. Gene Ontology annotation, biological process: signal transduction. The record is from RefSeq and is a predicted model, not a curated record.